GCAUUCGACAACAUUCAUAAAAUGUUAAAACCGGGAGGUCAAACUUUCCACAUAUUUCUUCAACCUACACCUCUAGAUGUAGUUUACUGUAAUUUAUCAAAACAUCCGAAAUGGAAAAAAUAUGAACAAGAAUCUAUGCUGUCACCGUACUUUCUACAGAAAAACAAACAGAAUGGCUGCAAAAAAGAUCUAGUUAACGCGGGAUUUAAGGAUAUUGAAAUGAGAGUGGAAGACUUCGUUUAUGAGUUUCCGUAUGAAGAAGCGUGGAAAGAAAACUACAUUGCAGUAAAUGGAUCGUACGCGUCUAUCCCUCCUGAAGAGCAAGAAGAAUACAAGAAAUGUUUUUUCCAGCAUAUCAAGGAGAAAGUUAUAAUUAAUAAUAAUGAUGAUAAUCGAUUUCCAAGAGUGAAAUAUGAUGUUAUGGUUGUUUGUGCGAAAAAAUGAAACCAAUAUUGAUAGUCUAUAUCAGUGGUCGGCAAACUUUUAAGCCAAAUAGUCAAUAUAUGAACAAUGGAAGACAAAACUCUGUUUGUUUAGUUAACUUUAUUACACUGAAUAAAACUAAAUUUAAGUUU
Molecule: messenger RNA, 575 nt
Organism: Diorhabda carinulata
Lineage: Eukaryota; Metazoa; Arthropoda; Insecta; Coleoptera; Chrysomelidae
Exons: 2
Coding region: 22-444 (140 amino acids)
Source: RefSeq, a predicted model, not a curated record